AUGGCACGGUUAUGUCGUUUUUGUGUGUUCACCAUUCACGUGUGUUUGUGUCAGAUCACUAUCAAUCAGGUGGAGGAAUCUGAGGUGAACUUUGUGGAGUUGGUUCAUUCUUUGCUGGAGGAUCCCGCUGAGAGAAAACAUUUUUUCCAGGAAGUCUUUCCAGUACAUUUUGGGUCAAAGUAUGAUGCGGCUCUAGAAAUGCUGGUGUGGGAGUUUCUCUCAAGACUGGAAGAGCUGUUGCCAGUUCCACACUUCACACAGAUGGCAGCAUUGCUCGGAGAGGCUCCGGAGUUCCUAGAUGAGUGUUUGCAAACAAUUUUCCCGCCAGAUGACAUGAAAGCUGUACUUAAACACCACAAAAGCCUCGGCCAUUUUGAAGAGAAAGAUGCUAGGUUACUACCAAUGGAUGAUCUCAUCCUCUCCUCACUGUCUUUGCCAUCUGGGACCAAGCCCAUCCCAAACGUGGCUUCCUGCUCACCGGUGAUGGAGGGCAAACUGCUCCCAGAGCACACAGGACAUCCCGACGCUCCCACCAACAGACCUAGCCAGGACAACGGAAGCAGGAAGACUUCAGAGACGACUGGACAAAGACUAAGGGAAAUAAGAGACUCGGGCAGUUGGCAGCUACAGGUUAGAGGCGGAAAUGGUGGCGUUUCACAGGAGAGAAACUCAAUCAGUGCACGUCCAUGCGAUGAAACCAUAGACCUCACUACAACAGUAGAGACUGACAUCACGGAUUCAGCAACCGAUGAGAACAGCGAACACGUGACAGUAGGGCGGGUUUUGAGGAAGAGGAAGCUGAGCGGAGGUUUAGACAUUCCCUCAAAGCAGCCUUUGGAGGUUUCAAGUCUCCUGAGCGAUGAGAAUUCAAGUGAAUCUCCUCUCAUCUCCAUAUGGGGAGAUUAUACAGAAUCCCAGAAUACGUCUUUUCCCGUUACGACUGACACAAGAGGUCCCUGGUCAGAGGAGGAGACCCUCAACCUGCUUGAUAUUUGGGGGAAGGACUCCGUGCAGCAGGCUUUGAAGGGCUGCUUGAAAAACCGUCACAUAUUCACACAGAUCUCUCAGAAGUUGGCAGAGAGAGGCUAUAUGAGAACUGUGGAACAGUGCCAGACCAGGAUCAAAAACCUGAAGAAAUGCUUUCGCCAGAACAAAGGGAACACGAGACUGGAGUGGAAAUUUUAUGACCAGCUGGAACGGAUACUCGGCUCAUCUGCUUCCUCGGCUGUUCCAGAAGUGACCUACGACAUCGAAGAGCUCAACGAUGAAGACGAAUCACGAGACAGCUCUGACGAGUCUCAGUUCCUCGGUGAAAUAAACCCAGUAGAAAUCGUGACCAGGAGCGUCCCGUGGACCGACAUGGAGACCUUGGCUCUGAUCAACACGUGGGCUGAAGAAAAGCUGCAGCAGCAAAGAAGAGGACCGCACAGGAUCGGAAAUGUUUUUCCCACCGUGUCCAUGAAGAUGGCAGCGCAGGGCUUUUCCCGAACACCGGAGCAGUGCCAAACCAAGCUGAAGAGGCUGAAAACAAAUUUCAGGCAGUGCUACGAAAACAGCUUGAGGGGACAUGGACAAACGGAGUGCAAGUUUUACAAUGAGCUGGCAAGAAUUUUAGUGAAGGGGCCGCCCUCAAUGGUCGAUUUGGAUGAUAUGCCUGAAGACUUUUCUGCCAACCUCCAUCAAGAUGCAGAGGCUGCUGUGAGUCUUCUGGAGGACAGGAAGAAAGUCUCGUGGUCAGACAAAGAGACGAUCAUCCUCCUGGAACACUGGGGAGACCCUCAGGUCCAGCAGAACCUGAGAAACGGCUCACACAAUGGCCACGUUUUCUCAGAGAUAUCAGAGAAACUCGCUGCUAGCGGCUACUCACGCAGCCCCGAUCAGUGCUACACCCGGAUCAAACGGCUGAAGACCAUCUAUCGCCAGUGUCGGGACAGCUCGAGCUUGUCUGGAAAUGACAGAGUCGAAUUUAAAUUCUAUGAUCUGCUGGAACAAAUACUGGAAAAGCAGCCGUCGACGUCUUCGGCUGCGGUGAUGGAUUCCAUUGAAAUAUCCGAAGAUUCCAAUGAUGAGUCAGUGACUGAAACAGAUGGAGAAUUUAGCACAUCGAUGGAGAAACCACCACCGAACUUCUGGUCAGAUGAGGAGACCCUGGCGCUCAUCGAUAUCUGGGGCAAGCGAGAUGUUCAGCGGGCGCUGAGAGGCUUUGUCCACAACGGGCACGUUUACACCGAUAUUUCCGAGAGGAUGUGUGACCUGGGUUACUCCAAAAGUCCAGAGCAGUGCCGCUCCAAGGUCAGGUUGCUGAAGAAGAACUUUCGCCGGCUCCACAACAGAAAGAAACGCGGCAAAAAAGUAGAGUACAGGUUCUACAAUCAGCUGGAAGAAAUCCUGGGGCAGACGUCCAGUUAUGUGGACGACGAAAGAGACGAACAUGCAGAUGAAAAAGAGGAACAGGCAGACCAGGAUACCGGUACCGUGGUGUUCACACCGUGGACGGAGCAGGAGACGGUGGCGCUCAUUGAGGUGUGGGCCGCAGAUGAUAUCCAGCACAGCCUGAAGACUUGCAUCCGCAACAGCCACAUAUUCGCCGACAUAGCAGAGAAGUUAUCCACCGCAGGGUACAGGAGGACGGCGGAGCAGUGCCACACCCGCAUCCAAGGGUUGAAGAAAACCUACAGACGUUUUUGCAACAACCAGAGAAGUGGAGGACGACCCGCUGCAUUUCGAUACUUCCACCUCUUGGCUCCAGUGCUCAGCGACCUCUCCCUCUACGCCGACGUGGAGAACUUUUCUACAGACUCCUCUCUUCAACCUUUAAUGGACAACGAUAUUGACAUGUAUGAGCAGGCCUCGACCAGCUCCCUGCAGGCCGACCUGAGCCGGAAGAUGCCCUGGUCGGAUCACGAGACUCGGGUUCUGCUGGAAAUCUGGGGUGAAGACGACGUCCAGCUUACGCUGAAAGGCUGCCUGAGAAACCGCCACGUUUUUCAGUACAUCGCCGAAAAGAUGAGCGCCCACGGAUUCAGCAGGACGUCGGAGCAGUGCUACACCCGCAUAAAACGCCUUAAAUUCGGCUUCCUCCACGAAAAGGAGGAUUUUAGAUUCUUCAGAGAGAUGGAAGGAAUCUUUAGGAAGGGGUUGGCUGUGGCCGGAUCAGUUGCAGACGCGUUUGUCGCAGACGAAAUGUCCGACUCCUCAAUGAUGCCAGUGCAGCACCAAGGUAACCAUUGGGCAGCGGACAACUCCAAGGUGACCUGGAGUGAUGGAGAGACCAAGCUCCUCCUGGACAUUUGGGGCAGUGAAGAGAUCCAGGAGAACUUGAAGAGUUGUGCCAAGAACAAACACAUCUUCUCCCAGAUCUCAGAGGCUAUGGUCAACCAGGGCUUCCUGCGCACCCCUGAACAGUGUCAGACCAGGAUUAAGAGGCUGAGAACCAACUUCCGCCACUUCCUGGAAGGCAGAAAAGGAGAAAAGCAGGAGUGCAAGUUCUUUGACCAGCUUUUGCACAUCUUUGGUAGCAAGUACAUCAAUCCUGACACACUGGCUGAGGAGUCCACCGAUGAUGUGGAGUUGGUAAGUUGUUCAUCACCAUAGUGGCAAAUAAAUGGGACGCAGCAACACCAGAUGGAAGGAUGAGGACCAAGAACAUCCAGAGGAGUAAGAGCCUUCCUGGACAAACAGCGGUGGCGUACAGCACCUGUAGAUACUUCAGCUCCUUUAGCAUCCUGCAUCCACUCAGACCGACAUCAGGUUGUAUCGUGCAUGCGUGCGCGCUCGUGUCCUUCCGCCGCGGUGUCUUUGUGAUUAUUCCAAACAGAGCCAUGAUAAUAAUACCCGGCCACUCGGUGGGGAUUUGAGGGAUGAGAAUUGAUCCUCGCUCCCAACCUGGUGGGAGUCCCAUAAAAUGCAGCGCUCCUGCAAAAAAAUAAAUAAAUAAAUAAAUAAAAAUAAGAAAAAAAAUGUUUUUAUUAUUUUCUACUUGAACUUUGAGCAAGUUAAAGCACAUUGUUGAAGAAAUAAGUGGAAGGCAUCUAGCAGUGUGAUGUCUGAUUUUAGCUCUUUGGUCUCUCUUCAGGUCUUAUUUGUUCAGUUUCUGUCUUGGCACAUCUGUCUUUUUGUUCUAGAGAUUAAUGUCGAGGCUGAAUUCUAAAUGUUAUUUCUUGUUUUGCACUCAAAGUCAACCUGGUGUUUACAUGUCGAACAUAUUUAUUUAAAUUGACAUUGAGUAUGUAUUCUGCAGUUUUACAUUGUACUUUGACUAAGUUACACUUAUUAAGUACCUUUUAUUCAAAUGUUUACUGUUUUUUUUCUUAUGGAACAUUAAAUCAAGUUUGAAAUGCU
This is a messenger RNA of Thalassophryne amazonica, 4341 nucleotides long. RefSeq lists its product as uncharacterized. Gene Ontology annotation, biological process: telomere capping; regulation of telomere maintenance via telomere lengthening. Lineage: Eukaryota; Metazoa; Chordata; Actinopteri; Batrachoidiformes; Batrachoididae. Gene Ontology annotation, molecular function: telomeric repeat DNA binding. Gene Ontology annotation, cellular component: shelterin complex. Bases 1 to 3594 code for a protein of 1197 amino acids. The transcript is spliced from 22 exons. The record is from RefSeq and is a predicted model, not a curated record.